Phalacrocorax carbo (great cormorant) is the source of this 8965-nucleotide messenger RNA. NCBI's taxonomy places the organism in Eukaryota, Metazoa, Chordata, Aves, Suliformes, Phalacrocoracidae. The record is from RefSeq and is a predicted model, not a curated record.
UAAAUGUGAGGAUUUUUCUCUAAAUCCCUCUUCUGUUUGCUAAAUCUCACUGUCACUGCUAAAAUCAGAGCAGAUAGAGCCUGCGCAAUGGAAUAAAGUCCUCAAUAUUGAAAUGUGACAUUGCUCUCAACAUCUCACAUCUCUCUGGAUUUCUUUUUUCUCAUCAUUACUGCUAACAAAUUCAUUUCCAGACUUUGCACUUUUAAGAAGCAAUGGAAAAAAUCAACAGUCUUUCAACACAAUUAGUUAAGUGCUGCUUUUGUGAUUUCUUGAAGGUGAAGAUGCACACUGUGUCCUACAUUCAUUUCUUCUACCUUGGCCUGUGUUUGCUUACCUUAACCAGUUCUGCUGCUGCUGGCCCAGAAACACUCUGUGGUGCUGAGCUGGUUGAUGCUCUUCAGUUUGUGUGUGGAGACAGAGGCUUUUACUUCAGUAAGCCUACAGGGUAUGGAUCCAGCAGUAGACGCUUACACCAAAAGGGAAUAGUGGAUGAAUGCUGCUUCCAGAGUUGUGACCUGAGGAGGCUGGAGAUGUAUUGUGCUCCAAUAAAGCCACCUAAAUCUGCACGCUCUGUACGUGCUCAGCGCCACACUGAUAUGCCAAAAGCACAAAAGGAAGUGCAUUUGAAGAAUACAAGUAGAGGGAACACAGGAAACAGAAACUACAGAAUGUAAGAACAUGCCAUCCACAAGAAUGAAGAAUGAAUGUGCCAUCUGCAGGAUACUUUGCUGUAAAUAAAUUAUUUGUUAAACAUUGGAAGACUUAAAAAAAAAACUAUGGUUUAAUAAGCUUGAUGCAAUCUCAACCAAUGGGCAUUCUCCCAGUGAACAAUGCAACUAAACAUUCCAAUAUUAAGUCUUUAGAGAACAGAACAUUUUAACCAGCCCAGAGCUAAAAAUUUCUGUGGUUGAUAUAUUACUGUUUGUUAACCUGUUUUAAAUGUCCUGCACAAAAACUCUUAAAGUCCUGUGCCCCUCAAAAGCCUACAAAUUUAUGGGCCUUUGAUGGAUCCAAUUGCACUAAAUUAACCUAUGAACACUGGCUGCUAGAGUCAUUCAUCAGCCUUGUCUAAGUGGUGUUUUUUUUAUUUGCACUUCUAUACAAGCAACAGGCUGUUUGUUUUACAGUGUCUGAUAACAUUGUUUGUCUACCCCUUCAUAUUUGCACAGUUUGACAUUCCCAGUAACAGCAGCAGUAAGGUAACAUAUACCGUUUUAAACAUCCAUUAAUUCCAUCUGUGGCAUUUUGACAGAAUAUGGGUUAUAGAUGCAUUUGUUUUAAGACAGUUUUAUUUUUCCUUCUCUUGCAAAGAUGCAGUUUAUUGCAAUUUGUGAGACAAAAGAUUUUUAAAAGCAGUUAAAGCAUACAUAGGCUCUCAAACCAUUAAUGAUUCUUCCAGGUAAUUAUUUUGCAACAGUAUAGGUAACUUCUUUCUUCCUCCAUAUAAUGCAGUAUGUAAAAUUUAGCAUAUCAAUAAUACACAUAUAUCAAACAGUAUGUAAAAAUCUCUGUUUUAUAGUACAACGGUGCUAUUUUAUAGUUUGUUACAUGAAAGGGUCUGGCCAAAACAGUAAUGAGUAAAAGCAAAUAUUAAAAGAUUAAGCCAAAGAUUAAAUAACAAAAUAGUUUUUAAAAUAUUCACUUUAAAUGAAAUAAAAUGGCUUCAAAUUCCAACAUGGAAAUAACUUUCCCAUUUUCAAAAGAAAAUUCAGAUACUUUUUUCCAUUUAGAUGUUUGAGGGAUGGUGUCCUCACAGUAAUGUGGAACACAAAUUCAUAGGUGUCUGGGCCCGGAGAAGACAAUUUGAAAAACAGCCCUCAAAUGACUUCAAAGGGUAGCCCAUCAGGACCUAAAUCUUUCUGAAAUAUCAACAUUCUAUUCAAACGUGAGAGAGGGUUACUCAAGUUCUUUGCCAUUUUCAUUCUUCCCACAACCAGAUGUGACUAAAUUGACUGUUAAUUAGGCUGCUGCAUCUCUCUGUAAGAAAAGCUAAUCUAAUCACCAAAUUACAGUAUAGAAAGAGUUCUCAAGAAGAGAUGAACCAUAAAGUCCUUCAAACUGCUACUCACAUAAGCUUUUCACGCACUCUUGUGGGAGACACAUAUUUUCAGAUAAUCUCUGCCAUGUAACCUUGGUAGGUACUGCACUGAUUCUGCCUUGAAUAACACUGUGUCCUAUGCUCCAUCCUUGUAGACCAACUCGGUGCUAGAUCGGGCAUGCAGUAAAGAGAGAUAGGUAGCCAACCAUGUCCCAAGGUGAGCAACAAAUUUAUCUGUGAGAGAAGAGAAGGCAGGGGAGAAUGCACUGUUCCAUCCUGUCCAGAGCUGCAACUCGACUUCUUCUCCCCCACCACUCUGCAUGAGGCAAACUCAGACAAGAGAUGAAGUAUCCCUUUGUCAGCCCCAAAGAGGGCAGGGAGGACACUGUAUCAGAUGUUAGAUUAGAUCUGUAAAGGAAAUAUCUCUUUUUAAAGGCUCAAAUCUGCCUUACUUUCUGCUACAUCCAUGGGAAUAGAUGACUGAACUAUUGAUUAACACACAAGAGAAGAAUCUCUGCAAACUGCAUAUUGUACAGCUCCUCAACAGUUUCUUGUGAAACAGAUGGGAAAAGUAGGUCUUAAAAGUCUAACAAUUUUUUAUUCCCAUAGAAAAUUUGGGUUUUAUAUUUUUUCCAAGGAAAAUGCAAUGUAUUCCUGUGUGACCCUUUAAACCCUCCACUUUCUGUGACGUGCAUGUUUACAUGCACAAUAGGCUGCCAUUGCAUCAUAAAAGCAGAACAGUAAAUGAAUAAAAAGAAUAUGUCACAGUUGUCACUGCCAGAGAUAGAUAUGUUGAAGAAGGAAGAAAAUAUAGAGAAAGAGAUGGGGAAACUAACUUAAAUUAUUCACCAAUUCAAUAAACUGAGGUAGAAAUUCUGGUAGCUGUCACAGCUCUCACAGGCCUUUUUAUGGCAGAGGGGAUGUAGAGGGAUGUAUUUUUACUUCAAUGACUGUUAAGAAUUCUGAAAUGCAUUCGAAGAAUAAGCCAUUGUUUUGCUAUCACAGAUAUAACACAAAUUUCCACUUUGUGUCCCAUGACUCUUUCUCUCCCCUACCUCCUCUUAAGUUCUAAGGGGAGGAGGGAGGAAAGGUGUGAGCGCAAAGGCAAUUUGCAGAUCUCUGUAGUGGCAAGUUUCUUUGUAGGUAAAAUUUUACUGAUGCAGUGUUAACAUAACUGAAUAACCUUACACCAUUGUGCAAUUUAAUUCCUGUAAAUUAAUUCAAAUUUUGGUUUUAUCUUGUGAUUCAUGCACUUACAUUCAUGCCACCAUAUUUCUCCUGUUGAGAAAUCAUUAGAAAAUGUCACUCAUAGACAGCAAUAUCUAACAUCAGAACUUGACAACUGUCUAAACAAAUUAGAACAAUUCUUGACAGAAAGUACAAUAAAUAACGAAUAGCUACAAGAGUCAAAGGCAACACUUUGCUUUGCUAGAGAAUGAAUGGUAUCACAAAAUGGAGACUAGCUCCACCACCAUAGAGGUGAGAAAUGCAUGGAUGAGAAAUGCAUACUCAUAUAAGAAAUCUCCAGUCAUAUGGCAGGGAGCACAUGAUAUACCAGUCUGUGUGAAAGAGAAAGGGCUUAAUAAUAAGCAUUAGCUUAAUAAUCUCAAUAAAUCCACUACUUAAAGAAGGUGAAGCAUGAGCCAAAACAUCUCCAUCCCAAAAGUACAAAGUAGUCGUACUUGAAAAACCUCUAAUUAGAGAAAUUGAAGGGUUCAGCUGGAUUUUCAAAAACACUCCAGAUAUUUAGGAACAGGGCUCCCACUGGAUGGCAUUGAUUCUAAUAAAUCACUUACGUGGUAAAGAAAAUCCCACUUUCCAUCCUUCUAUAUCAUGUAAAUCACAUGACAGAAGUCACAGAUUUUUGCAUUCUAGAAUAGACAUAUAACUCAAAAUAUUCCACAGAAUGUCACUGAAGUUCAGAAGUAAAAAAGUGAAUUAUGUCUCAUUGUUUUCAGUUAGUUCAAAAAGGACUACAGAUCUAAACGCACUGAAGUUAAUGUAUCUCUUUCAUCAAGGUAGCAAAAUUUAAGCCUCAUUUCCAUAAUACCAUAAUUAAUCAUUAAGAGUUUAAAUGGAAAAUUAAUAAAAUCUAAAUUCAGCUCAAAAUGAACUUACAAACCUAUACUUAUAUUUGUGUGAAAGACUUGUAUGAGGCUCAUUUCUUCCAUUCAGAUAAGAGAAAAAAUAAAAUCAGAUAAUGGGAUACUGCUUACAGUCCCUGUAGAUACAUUAAAGUUGGGAACUUUUGCCCAAGACAGGUUAGACUGUCAAUUCCGUUUUUAAAAUUAAAGGGUAAAUUAGUGGUAGGCUUUCUUUGCAGAAGUGAAUUCCAUACACAAGUAGUAGCUAUGUUCAGUUGCCCCACGAGCUGGUCAUUGACUUAGUAUCAACUGUUCAAGUUGGUUAAUGGCCUGGCUCCUAGGCCAGGCACUGCAUCUUCUUGGGUCUCCAUUUUAACAAGCAAGUGCAUGGUAACACAAGUUCAGAAAAGUGGAUGCAUAUUUGCUUUACCUGUUACUGAUUUGGCCAACAAUGCCAAAGUGGUGCUAUUGUUUUGUUUAAGAAAGUACUUGACUAAAAUAUAAAAGAAAGCAUAAAUAUUUUUUUAAUGUAUGAAAAUGACAAUUAUAUAGGUAUGGUUAUUAAAGUAGAAAUACAACUAGCCAUAAUUUUUCAACUUUUUGUCACUUAGCAACAGCAAAGAAAUCUUAAAUUGAUGGAGACGGGGCAGGAAUAAGAGUCAAAAUGCCACAAAAAUUCAUAGACUUGAAAUGCAAUUCUGAAUCUAUACUCCAAGUCAGAAAUACAGAUGAAGAAAAGCAUUUGAAGUCAGAAAACAAAGGAUAUGACUGAAAGCCUGUACAGAUUAAUGUGAGUCCUAUAUCAUACCAAAGAUUUUUAAGCCGCACUCUCACCUGAAAUCAGUGUAGUGUUUGGCUUAAAGUCAGUGGCUUGGUAUGAUCAAGAUUUCCAUUGAGCACCCAUUUUUAUUUUUACCUGAUCACCUUCUCACCCAUGGCAUGCCCCCCAAAAGAAAUGCACAAAGAAAUGCACCUGAUUUUAACAAAGAAUGAAAAUAAAUAUUCCUAACAAGGAAGUGAUGCUAUUUUUAAUUCUCACCAGUUUCAAAUUGUGAGAAAAAGUUGAAAUAUAUGGCUAACAGUCUGUGAAUUUUUUUUUUUUUUACUUUAUGUGAUCACUAUGAACAUCCUAAUGUGCAAAAUUACACAUUUCAUUGUUUUGUUUUGAAAUGAUGGUAAAUUAAGCCCAAAUAGAGAUUCUUGGAACCUAUAGGCUAGAUAUAGUACUUAUGUUCUGAUGAAGGUAUAAUCAAUAUAUUUAAAAUGUUUAUUUUUAGUCUGAAAAGGAAUAGUAAUAAUUUAUUUGGGGACUCAACCUAUACUGGUCCCUCUUUUAAGGAUACUGUUCAGUGCAAACAAGUCUUCUAAAUGCCAACCUUCUAUUCAAAACUAACAUUAAUUCCUCCCUCCCCUUCCCCCCAGCAAAACUAGUUAAAACACUAUUGCAUCAUAAUCUUAUUGUUUGUCUGUUUGUUUGGGGGGUGGGGUGUUUUAUUUUAUUCACUUUGUUUUGAUUUGGGUGGCAGGGGUAAGGAGGAGGAGAUGAGGCUUUCAAGUGAUUAAGAUUUUUUCCUCUUGGGUACAAUCCACAAAAAAUAAAGAAUUUGCCUUGAUGAGAUUAUUAAUUAUCCAGCUCAUGUGUGGAAAUAGCGUUAAGUAAAACAACUAGAUUAAUGUUGUCUUGAAAGAAGGAAAGACUUUAUUAACACAAAGUUUUUACUCAUUCUAAUUCUACACUACAUUUUGCUUCUUGCAGUAUUGGAAUAUUCUACUGGACUAUAGGUGUCCAAACACGCAGUAGCUGAUAUAUAUAAAUCUUCUUUGAUUUUUUUACAUGAAGGGUGUUAUGGGAAUAUCUGAAACUUGAUUACAUAUAGUACAGUCUAGAGAUACCAGUCUAGCAGAGACUAAAACAAGAAGGACCUCCCUGAUGCUUACAUUAGGAAAUCUUAUACUAGUUGCAUAAAGGGUGUGUGAAUGUAUAUAUAGAUAUAUACAUAUAUGCAGACAUAUGUAUGUAUAUGUGUAUAUAUAUAUAAAGUCAUAAUGUGUGUGUGCACAUGUAUGUAUGCUUUUCUUCUUUUUCCACUCCAGUAUAAUUUUAAUUUCUUGCUUUUUACACAUCAUUUCUCAUGGAUUAUGGUCAAUAAUCCAACUGGAACCUAAUUUUAGAAGACCUUUGUAUAAUAUGGAUGUCACAAGUUAGAUCCUACCUUUGUUUCUCACACCUAAAGAAAUAACCUGACUUUUAAAUCAUGAGACACUUCUUUGGUGUCAUCAAGCAAAUUAUCUAUCUGUUUAAGUACAGACAUAAAACACAGAUAUAACUCUGAGGGCCUUAUUAUGGAAACAUUGAUUUAAAAAUUUAGUUUUAUUUCAUUCUUCCCCAGAUAACUUCUGUUAUGUGAGAUUUUUUAUGUGUAAGCAUCCUUUCAAAGUAAGACUAAUGGGUAAUAUAAACAGAGAAGAAUGUCAAUUUCUGUCAUUUAAUAAUAUCACCUCAAUUAUCCAUUUGUCAAUUAGAUGUUAUUUGUAAGAAUAAUUCAUGCCUCUCUAUAGUACCCUUACUUAUUUCAGAAAUGGAAAAGACUUAGCACUGUAAAUUCCUAUAUCUCAAAUAAUUUAUAAUAAUUUUUGAUUUCUCUGUAUUUUUCAAUAACUUUAUUUUGCCAGCUUGGUUCACAAAAGUCAUAAAAAGCAUCACCUUGAUACUUCUGCUGCUAAAAAUUCCCACAAAUAUUUAACAUGCAUACACCCACCUACAAUAUUUACAUAUUCACACUUGAUUGAAGUUCUUAAACAACACAAAUACAGUUGGGACAUUUUUUUUCCACAAUUUAUAUGUAUGAACCAUUUUCUAACUAAAUCUAAGACAUUCCAUCUUACUGUAUUUUACAUUCAUUAGUAUCAUCUCAUUCCUCUAAAGCAACAACAAAGUACUUGCAGAACAAAAAGGAUUCUAUUUGAUAAAUAGAAUCAUGCUUCAUGUACUCAUGUAAAAGAAAAAUGUUUAACCAGAUAACUAUAUUUACAACUGAUUCAAUGACAUUCAUAUUUGGUAAUGAAAUAUUUAACUUUGUAAAUUUUAAAAUCAAAUUAAUGUUCCACUCUUCCUGGUUUACUGGCAUUAAAAUGGUUUAUGGUAUGAAAAAAAAAGCCUACUCUGACAAUGAUUAAAGACAAAGGAUCUAAGACCAAUAGACUAAAGCGCUACCAAUGAAAGAGGUACAAUGUCUUUUUUUGUGUGCACAGGGAUGAAUUCUAUCUUAACUUUUUUUUAGAUUAGAAUUUCAAAUCAAAUUCCUAUAAAUACUACAUAAGAACUAUAAUACUCUUCAUUAUUUCCACUUAGAGACAUUUUUUAAUAUAAUAAAACACAUGCAAGUUACACUGCAUGACACAGUAUAUAAAUCUUAACUUUUCAUUUAUUACCAUUUCUAAGGAAUUAGUUCAACUGAAUUCUAUGGAAAUCCUAUGGAAGAUGAAAAAAACAGUUUUUAAAAGUGUAUAAUGAUAAUAGUUGCCUGAUUAAACUAAGCCUCAUCAAACAUGAGUCAUAAAAUGCUCCACUGAAAGCAUACUGGUACUUCAUAAUCUUCUGAACAGCUUCAACUGUAGUCUGAUACUUCACGUUGCUUUUAUCAGAAUGUGAUGGUUCUGCUUUAUAGUUUCUUAAUCCUUGGAGUCCUUGGGUUGAAUAUUAAAUAUGUUUAUCAAGCCUCAGGAUUUUAGGAAACAAAGUUAAAGUAGAAGAAGCAGCACCACCUGCUGCUGGUAAUCAAAUCAUACAUGAGCUUUCUCUCCUCAAAUUACCUGCAAAGCCACCCAGAAGUGCUAAAUGAAGAGAUCAAUAGCACUAGGUUUUCAGGACACCCUUUCCAAUAAGAAUAUUAACUGUCCUCCCUUUCUUCACUGUUGGACUUCAAUUGGUAUCCUGACUAAAACUGGGGUUUCCAUGACGCAAGCAUGAAUGUGGAUACAUGAAUAUCUGAUUUCACUACUGAAUAAUGCUACUAUCAACAUUUCAAGUCAUUAUAACCAAACAGUGACAAGUGUUCAAUGUUCAUUCACUAAAAACCAUUUAAACUCUCUAUUAAAGUUCUAACUGGAUUUAUUCUUUCUUUUUUAUUUUCUUGUGCUUACUCAUAAUACAAUGUCACUACUUGAUGACAAAUAAUAUUUCAUACUGUGUAUGUAACAUCAUUGUGUUGCAGAAUCCCCCAAAUACCUCAACAAUGUCUUUGUUGCGCUAUUCUCCCCAUUUAGCACUUAUAAGCUUUUCUAGUAACAACCAAUAAAUCAAAAUACGGAGCUCUUAAUAUGUACAAAUAUUAAAAAAAAAUCAAGAAUUUUUUGCUAGUUUGCAGUUCAUGUAAUGCCAUCUUGACCAUUCUCUUCCCCUCUCUCUACAAGCUGUCUAGAACAGUAAACUUUGCUCCAUAAAUAAUAGUGUAUUCAUGCUUUUAAAGGCUUUUAUAUGCAUUUAUGGUAGGUAAAGGUUGGAAGAGGUAGUUGACUGAUUUUCACUUUUAUCUACUUUGAUUUCAGUAAAGGGCUUUGUCACUCUGUAUACAUAAAGGCUAAUGCACCCUUUGGUUUGUAGAAUGUACUGAAAUGUUUGCAACCCUCUUGGUAUCAGGUCCAAAAUGUGAAGCAUUACUGUUUAAGAGGGUAUCUUUCUAAUGUAUUUGUAUGUAUAGUUUACACCUCUGUGAGGUCUAAUAAAGGAUUAUGGUUAAUAAAAAAUGCGUUGAAAAUUCCUCAUCCACAUAGAUUUUGCAGUAAUUUGCAUUCUUUCUUUCUCCUCCCUGGCAUAUACAUUUCAAUUCUCAGGAUACACCAA